AUGGAUAACCCCAUCGAUAAAAUAAGGACUGUCAUCUGCCAUAAAAGAUUCCCACGGUACGCUGAACAAAUUCCGGUACCCAACCGCCUUCCCACCCGUAAAGACAUAAUUGCCCUUGUACUUGCUGAUGUAAUCCUCCAUCGGCUUCGACCUGGCGGCAAACUCAUAGUCCACAGCAAACACAACCGAGCCCUUCUCCUGCAUUCCCAGAAAAAGCCCGAAACAGUUAAACGAGCUCUGCUGGUCCAUGUUGCAGUGGGCCGAGAGAAAAAACCCUUGCCCACCAAAAUGGAAGGCCUGCGAGUAAACCCGGCCCGAAGGGUAAAGGGCCCCACACUCAUCUUUCUUGAGGUCCAAGUAGACCACACACUGCUGGCGGGGGGAGUCGAACUCGACCAUUUUAAUGGGCCGGAUGAUGGUUCCUCGGAAGCUUGGGCCCGCUGGCGGUGUGGGGCCUCUGUUUUGAAGAAUAGGGCGUCGAGCACGGAUUUUGUGGCGAAUUCGCGGUCAAAGUCGAGACAGCUUGCGGGAGGUCAUGUGGGGGAAUCGGAUGUGGCGGCCGAGGCGCGUGCAGAGGAUUUCGCGGCGUUCGUCGGGCUCCGGGUAGUGGGUUCGGGCCCACUUGAGGGCGAUGUCGUAAACUGCGUCCUCCGAGGGUACUUGAAGCGAGAUGCCAAGAACUGUUUUGCAGCAUCUGUAAGCGCUUCAGCCAUUAGAACACUCGAAGGAAGAUCGAGAUACAACAAUGCUGACUCUGGAGUCAUAGGAAGUUUUCUCAGCAGAUGA
Messenger RNA from Striga asiatica, 786 nucleotides. The record is from the annotation of a GenBank genome assembly. NCBI's taxonomy places the organism in Eukaryota, Viridiplantae, Streptophyta, Magnoliopsida, Lamiales, Orobanchaceae.